AUGGUCAAAUUAGCAAUUUUAGGUUGCGGCAAUAUAGGAUUCUUUUUGGCCGCAAAAAUCCUUCAUCAUUAUUAUUUACUUUCAAAUAAAAAAACAAGUGUGAAUGAAAAGGUUGAAUUAUUAUUAGUUGGUAGACAAAGGUUACUUGAUGACUUAAAUGCAUCGGGAAGAAUAUUGUUAACGACUAUAGAUGGAACAAAAACUGUGAUUCCAAGAGAUCAUGUCAACUACGUUACAGAUGCAAAAAAGUUAAUUGAAUUUCAGCCAGAUUAUGUGCUUGUAACGUUGAAAGUAACACAGACUAUUGAGGCUAUGAAAGAAAUCGCAGAAUUAGAUGGCAAAAUUAAAAUUGUAUCAAUUCAAAAUGGUGCUCGAAAUUAUGACUUGAUCAAAAAAAAAUUUCCAAAGUCCCAAGUAAUAAAUGGAAUGAUAGUUCAAAAUGUAAAUUAUUCCCCUCAUU
This is a messenger RNA of Racocetra persica, 460 nucleotides long. The record is from the annotation of a GenBank genome assembly. Lineage: Eukaryota; Fungi; Glomeromycota; Glomeromycetes; Diversisporales; Gigasporaceae.